AUGUCCGUCUCGGAGGCGCCAGGGCAUGGAACCAACAUCAACGCCGCAAACUGCCCCACCUCCUCGGUCAGUGUCGCUGCUUGCGCCUCCGCAUUCUUGGGUAUCCACAUCACAUCCUCCGGCUCCGGAUACUUCGAGAAUGUGUGGGUUUGGAACGCUGAUCAUGAUCUUGACGAUCCAAAUCAAUCACGGAUCAAUUCCUUCAGCGGACGCGGCAUCCUUGUUGAGUCGGCGCGCGGUCCGGUGUGGCUUGUCGGAACUGCAUCAGAGCAUCAUGUCAUUUAUCAAUAUGCCUUUCACAAUGCCCAAAAUAUUUACGCUGGUCUCAUCCAGACGGAGACACCGUAUUUCCAGCCGACUCCUAUCCCUCCUGCACCGUUUUCGACCAACCCGCUUUAUGGAGAUCCGUCAGAGGCUGUAGUCGACGCCUGGGGCCUGGUUAUCACACGCUCUUUCAAUAUGUUUGUUUAUGGGGCGGGGUUGUACAGCUUUUUCCAGACAUAUGGGCAAGGAUGUGUCACCACGCGGAACUGCCAGAACUCGAUGGUUCUGGUCGACCGCGAGUCCUCUGCCAUAUAUAUUUAUCAGUUGACCACAACUGGAACGACAAAUAUGAUCAGCUACCCUGGAAAUGUGUCGAUCGCCCUCCAAGCGGACAACAUCGAUGGGUAUGCGAGCACGCUGACGCUCUGGGAGGCAGAUGUGACGGCACUGGCGCUCCCGGCAACGGUUCGGGCGGCGGCGGCGGCGGAGUCUUUGGAAAUUGGAACUUCAUACCUUGGAGUGCGCCAUCGUGUCUUGUUGUCGGCGCUUGUUGCAACUGAUUAUCCAGAUCCCAACCCAAUUCCGCCGGCAAAUGCUGUCUCGGAGACCUUUGCCGUCGCCGGUGGCCCGACCACCGUCAUCCCGAUUCCCAGUCAGCCCACAAUCAUCAGUGUCGGCGGCCAAAUCAUCUUCCUGGAGCCAGGCGGAACACCCGCUACCGCAUUGCUUCCCUCCACGCUUACAGAGGUUAACGGCGUUACGCCUACGUGGAGCUUCCAGAUCAUGCCGCCACCCACUGGCCCCAUCACGUUCACUGCCCCAACUUCGGGCAGCGCAACCUUCACAACGGUUGUCCAGCCGCCCGGAACCGGGGCAGUUCAGACGGUAACUGGCCCAGGGGGUACCAAGUGGUCGAUAUCUGGCGCCCCCACGGGCCCUGUGGUCCUCGGGACCUUGCCGACCUCCAUCGGUAUUUCCGGCGGAAUCACGCCGACGCCGAUCAUGCCCAUCGGGUGGCUCGGCCCGUGGACUGAUCCGGUCUUUCCUUUCACUGUGACCACGGGGCAACCACCUCAGUUGAACACGGAUAUUCCAUGGAAUCCGAAUCCGUUCCCACCGCCUGGCGCUAAGACGGAGACCUUUGUUUGUUCAGGGACGACGACGAGCUUCCCAAUACCGACUGCCACGACCACGGUUUUUGCUGGAGGGGCGACUAUCACGUUGAAUAGUGGAGGCACGCCUGUUGGUGGUCCUUUGGUCACUCAAUGCUCCGAAGUCGGCGGUAUCUUCCCAACCUGGUCAUUGGAUAUCAUCCCUCCACCAGGCGCUGCGACCAUCACAUUCACCGGUCCACUCACGUCAACGCCGACGUACUUCAGCAUUGUACCCGUGCCCCCGAAGUCGGACUCGCCCAAACCAACAGUGACAGGGCCACCACACGACCACAACCGGUGUAACGAUCUGAACAUCUGGCAGCUACUCUUCGGCGGCUUCAUCGACCCGUGCCUGCCCAUCGACGUCGGCAUCAUCAACGGCAUCACACCGGUCCCGAUUCCGCCCCCCGGCUGGAAGGGUCCGUGGACCAAUCCUAUUCCACGUCCGACACCGCCUCCACCGGGCGGCGGCGGCGACGACCAGAACACGCAGUCUGUGAGUCAGUCCAGCGCGAGCCAAUCGUCGUCGUCCUCGACAGCGUGCGCGACCCGCCCGGCGGAUCUAACAUUGCCAGACGACCCGAAUAACGCCGACUGGGAUGGGCAGGGCACGGACCCCGACCGACGCCGGAAACGCAAAAAUGCAGGCCGUUCUCAAGCUCAGUCGACGCAAGAGCGGUAUGUUACGCAGGGGUCGCCUGCUGCGAGGCUCGCAGCGUGGAGCAAGACGAUGUUAAGCAAAACAGCGGAACCGCUGCGGCUUGUGUGGAACUGGCGUCGGCAGGCGGCACCAGUCACGGUAUCGCUCCCACCGCAGCUGACGUCUCCGCGUCUGCCUUCUGCGAUCACGGCACUUGAUUUAUCUAAGCGGCCCGCAAACGGCACACACCAGCUCUUCCGCCGAAACCGACGCGUAAACAUCCCACGCUGCCCGGGCGUGAUGGUGACCAACACGCAAAACGUUCUUCUGGGCGCUGCCGACUACGUCGUGCUUGACCCGGCGAAUGGAGUCACUGGCACCACGCUGAUCGGCCGACCAGUAGGUGGGAAGCCUGUCGGAGAAGUGAAUCAGGAGCACGUUUUCGAACUGGGAUACAUCGGACAGUGGGUUGAGUCGGCCCCAAUGCGGGCUGGUGACUGUAACUGGGUUUCGCAUAAUCUAAUUGACUACGUGCGAACGGAUGGCAGCACGAUGGGUCUUGCGAUUGUCCAAGCUAUCGACCAGGGCCCGAAUAUGGUCUGGGUUGAUAAACCUUUGAAUCAAGCCAAAUCAAAUGUAGUGAAUCAGAACGCGAAUACAGCGCAGAAUCCUCCGAUGCGGGCGGCCAUGGAUACCAUUGCCGGCUCUGCAAGUUUCAGAGAUGCCUCUGAUACAAUUUAUCGAAUAGAGUUUUUCCUGCGAAACUUGGCCGCCACUGGACAAUACUUCGCUGGCACGACACAGAUUUUCCAGGACACUGCGCUGCGUGUGCAGAACCUACUCUCAGAAAUUACCCCAACCGAUGUCCUGGCCGACGAUGCGAGCCUGCCGCUCAUGUUCAACACGUGGCUGACCAACCUGAUCAACACGUAUCCCGCGGGCUGCACGUCGCGGGGCCAGAAUGCGUGGACGUAUUAUCGAAACGCAAUGGGGACACUGGCGACGAGGCUGGGCGUGCCCGUCCCCGCGUGCUUCCCGCUCUAUUCGGCCAAUGUGUACAACCCCUCCACGUUUAGUGCCCGCUUGCUGAUUCCCACCGCGCCGACGUCUCCUCGGUGCAAUGUUCCGGGAACCGACGGAGUGCUAACCUACACGGAAGUCGCGCCGGUCGGGGUGUCUCCAGCCGUCGGUAUCCUCGAAUACGGCACCAACAACAACGAGGUCCAAAUCAUGGGAUCUGGAAACACGAACCGCUAUGGCGUAGGCUCCGGCGCGUCGCGCAGCGGCCACCACCUGCAGGGCCGGGCGCUGAGUGCAUUCAGCGCGACGGACUGCCCUAACACGUUUCUGUUCGACGACGUCGCGGCGGGGACGGCCGGGUACGCGUCGGCCGAACUGGCGUUCACGUGCGGCAACGGGCUCGGCCCACAGACCGUCGACGUCACGUUCGUGAUGGGCGGCCGGCCCCUGCCGGCGUGCAUCCUCGUGCGCCGCGACGGCACUGCGCCGUGGAAAGUGCUGUGCAGCCCCACGGCCCAGGAGACGAACAACUGCGCGGGCACCUUCAUCCUCUCCGGGGCGCCGGGCCUCCGCCGCGCGCUGGAUCCGCUCAGCAAAGCUAUCUCAGAGCUCAGUUUCUCAGUUUCCGGCGGACUCUAA
Messenger RNA from Mycena indigotica, 3717 nucleotides. RefSeq names its product Glucan 1,3-beta-glucosidase. The record is from RefSeq and is a predicted model, not a curated record. The transcript has 25 exons. The coding region runs from base 1 to 3717 and encodes 1238 amino acids. Lineage: Eukaryota; Fungi; Basidiomycota; Agaricomycetes; Agaricales; Mycenaceae.